AUGGCUGGACCUUAUGCGAAAAAGGCGACCACACCGUCUAAACCGUCCUUUGGAUCGAAGCAAUCAUCAACCAAGCGAAACACAAGCAUUCUGAGUUUCUUCCAGAAGACUGAUACCCCACCAGGCGCCGUUUCUCGCCAGGCUCGGAUCACUCAAUUUGGAACAGCCUCUACACGAUCACCGAGCAAUGGCCGGGGUACACCAACAUUCAAGAGAGCAAUUUCAUCGAAGAGCGAGCCCAAUGGGGAUCUUUUUUUGGAAGACAAAAAGGGAUUGGCGAAGCUACAGCAAGCAAAGGAAGCAGGCCAAAAAGCACGAUCGCCAACGCCCGACAUCUGGGGUGACGAUGAAGAAUUUCUGAAGGCGGAUGACGAAAAAUAUAACGAAGGUGGCUCGGCGAUCAAGCGGCGGAAGGUCGACUCACCGAGUACCCCGGCCGAUGAGUCUCAGAAACCAGAUACUGAACCAAAAACCACCAAAAUGCCUGCACCCACGAAGGCCCGAAGCGGACCUUUCAUCGAUGAAUCGGACAGUGAGGAUGAUAUGGUAGAAUUCAGAGAGAUCCCAGAGACACAAGCCGCCACUACGGAUCUUACAUAUUGCGAGUCAUUUCCAACGAACAAGACAGCAGAAACAGAAUGCCUUUCCGAGCCCACACCCCCGCCAUCGGUAAGCGUCGCCAUGAGCAAUAUCGAUAAUGAUGAACACACGAAUUUUGACGAAAUAGAAGAAGAUGAGCUCAUAGCGGAGGAGCUUCGAAAUCGGCCUUGGGAGGCCGAGGAGCAGGACCAAGAGAUCGACUUGGAUAUAGAUCCAGAAAACGAUAACAAUGAUUGCUCCGGUAUGGAAGAAAUUGUCGAAGAUCGAGUGAGCACAACAUGUCCCAUCUGUCAGGCGGUGUUGAAAGACGUCAAUGAAACAGAAAUAACCAUGCAUGUCAAUGACUGUCUAGAUGGAAAAUCCAACACCGCCAUGGCCGCGCCCCUAACAAGGCCGAUAUCAACCCCCAGCCUGAAUCCUGUAGAUACCAAUAAAGGACUGACACGCGCCGAACGAGCUGCCAUCGCUCGGCCUGCCCAGCGUGAUCCAUAUUCGCAACCGAAACCAAAAGGACGGUCAGCAUUUUCUAAAAUGAUGGCCGGCAAUGCAGAAGAUACAGCUUGGAAUACUGCAGCGGCGAACGAGGUUUCAUCGCGUGGCAAACAAGCAUAUCAGCGGACAUGUCCGUUCUACAAAAUUCUUCCUGGGUUCUCAAUCUGCGUUGAUGCUUUUCGCUAUGGGGCUGUCGAGGGGUGUAACGCCUAUUUCCUCAGCCAUUUCCACAGCGACCACUAUAUCGGGUUAAGCAAAUCUUGGUGCCAUGGACCUAUCUAUUGCAGUCGUCCUACCGCCAAUCUAGUCCGCCAGCAGCUCCGAGUUGAUCCCAAAUGGGUUGUCGAUCUCGAAUUUGAAACCACCUUUGAGGUGCCAGGGACAGGGGGUGUACAGGUCACCAUGCUUCACGCAAAUCACUGCCCAGGCAGCUCUCUUUUUCUUUUUGAGAAGACUGUAGGGUCUGGACCCAGUGCACACCAGCAGCGGGUACUCCAUUGCGGUGACUUUCGCGCAUCCCCAGCUCAGGUACAACACCCACUUCUUCGCCCCAAUGUGACAAAUCCAGUUACCGGUAAGCCGACGCAACAACACAUCAAUACAUGUUAUCUCGAUACUACAUACCUGAACCCCAAAUAUGGGUUUCCUUGCCAGGAGGAUGUAAUCACAGCGUGCUCGGAGCUCUGUGUGCGUCUUAACCAAGAAGCCGGCGUCGGGAUCGACAUAGGGAAGAAUGGCACAGGUCAAUUGAUGAACAAAUUUCUCUCCAAUAAGACGGGAAACAAUAAAGCGGCAGACAAAGGCUCACAGACUGGCGGCCGCCUGCUUGUAGUGAUUGGGACAUACAGCAUUGGCAAGGAGCGAAUAUGUAUGGGCAUUGCGCGAGCACUUGGUUCGAAGAUCUUCGCAACUCCUCCAAAGCAACGAAUUUGUGCUUGCUUGGAGGAUCCAGAACUUACUGCAAUGCUGACCACAAAUCCCCGCGAAGCGCAAGUUCACAUGCAGACGCUUUUUGAGAUUCGCGCGGACACACUCUCCGAAUAUCUCGACGGUCUCAAGCCACACUUUUCUCGAGUUGUCGGAUUCCGCCCGACGGGUUGGACGUAUCGUCCCCCUGCGGGGCGGGUUCUACAGAAUCCUCCCGUGUCCACAGUUCUACAUGGCGAUAGUUGGAAGAGUCCAUUCACGAUCCAAGACCUUACCCCACAACGCGGGAGCACCAAGGAAAGCGCUUGUUACGGUGUGCCUUAUAGUGAGCACAGUUCGUUUCGUGAGCUAACCAUGUUUUGUUGCGCUUUGCGCAUUGGGCGGGUCAUUCCCACAGUGAAUGUUGGUAGCCAGAAGAGCCGAGACCAAAUGAAGGUUUGGAUGGAGCGUUGGGACGCGGAAAAGAAGAAGAAUGGGCUAUUUCCUGUAACCGGCGAUCGGUGGUGA
This is a messenger RNA of Penicillium soppii, 2526 nucleotides long. RefSeq names its product DNA cross-link repair protein PSO2. The coding region runs from base 1 to 2526 and encodes 841 amino acids. Gene Ontology annotation, biological process: protection from non-homologous end joining at telomere; interstrand cross-link repair; double-strand break repair via nonhomologous end joining. NCBI's taxonomy places the organism in Eukaryota, Fungi, Ascomycota, Eurotiomycetes, Eurotiales, Aspergillaceae. Gene Ontology annotation, molecular function: 5'-3' DNA exonuclease activity; damaged DNA binding. The transcript is spliced from 2 exons. The record is from RefSeq and is a predicted model, not a curated record.